Molecule: messenger RNA, 4347 nt
Organism: Columba livia (rock pigeon)
Lineage: Eukaryota; Metazoa; Chordata; Aves; Columbiformes; Columbidae
Gene: MB21D2
Product: Mab-21 domain containing 2
Exons: 2
Coding region: 675-1937 (420 amino acids)
Source: RefSeq, a predicted model, not a curated record
GCGGGGCCGGCCGGGGACCCCGGGGCAGGGCUGCAGUACCGGCGGACCCUUUCCCCGCACCGGGCUGGGGCUUCUCGGCCGCAGGGCAGGUCUCAGCCCCAGGAAACUAUUUUUUCCUACCCUGUCCACCUCGCCUUCAGCAGCGAUGUAUUUAUAAGCACAGAGGAAAGGCUGGGUCGCAGAGCUGGCCGGUACCCGAGAAACACGGCGAGCCCGGCCCUUUAUUGUUUUUGCCCCCAACUAUCAAUGUUGUAGGAAACGGGUAUUUUUUUUUCUGGACCGCUUAAUUUGGUUAUUAGACUGGCUGGUUGCUGGUACAGGAGCAUCCUCUGAACUGUGUUUCUUGCUUAGGUUGCAAAACUUGGUGCGAGCGGAACAAGUCAGAUUGUGGUGGGGGAGUCCUCAUUUGCGUGAAACUUUGCAUCACGGGCAGGGGUCCUGACACCAGAGUGAAAAGUGUUGGCACUUGUAGAAAUCACCUGGGCUUUGGCAUGACUAAGGCUUCUUAAGAUUACUAGUGGAAUGACUAACAACUCUGAUUCUCUAGGUAGUCAGUUCCUCAUAAAUAUUUACCUUGUUUUGACUAAGAAAUCGCUCACACGAAUGGGAGCCUUCCGGAUACGAAAGGAUGCUCUUUAACAUGCAGGUUGGACCUUGGAAACAGUCAUUCAGGCAUGGUUCAGAAACUUGACCAGAAGCUGCCUGUAGCCAACGAGUACCUGCUGCUUUCAGGUGGUGUGCGGGAAGGUGUGGUGGACAUUGACCUUGAUGAGCUGAAUGUUUAUGCACGAGGCACAGACUAUGAUAUGGACUUCACCCUGCUUGUGCCUGCACUGAAGCUGCAUGACCGCAACCAACCAGUCACUCUGGACAUGCGCCACUCAGCUUUGUGCCACUCCUGGCUGAGCCUGCGUCUGUUUGAUGAAGGAACUAUCAGCAAAUGGAAGGACUGUUGCACCAUCGUGGACCAUAUCAAUGGAGCUACCAAUUAUUUCUUCUCUCCAACGAAAGUCGCAGACUGGUUCUAUGACUCCAUUAGCAUUGUGCUGUCUGAGAUCCAGAAAAAGCCUCAACGAGGGAUGCCAAAGGUGGAGAAGGUAGAAAAGAAUGGGACUAUCAUAUCCAUCAUUUUGGGAGUGGGCAGCAGCCGCAUGCUGUACGACAUUGUCCCGGUGGUGUCCUUCAAAGGUUGGCCAGCUGUGGCCCAGAGCUGGCUGAUGGAGAACCACUUCUGGGAUGGGAAGAUCACAGAGGAGGAGGUCAUAAGUGGGUUUUACUUAGUGCCUGCCUGUUCCUACAAGGGGAAGAAGGACAAUGAAUGGAGGCUGUCAUUUGCCAGAAGUGAAGUGCAGUUGAAAAAGUGCAUCUCCAGCAGCCUCAUGCAAGCCUAUCAGGCCUGCAAAGCUAUCAUCAUCAAACUGCUGUCCCGCCCCAAAGCCAUUAGUCCAUAUCACUUAAGGAGCAUGAUGCUGUGGGCUUGCGACAGGCUACCAGCCAGCUACUUGGCCCAGGAGGAUUACGCAGCCCAUUUUCUCCUGGGUCUCAUUGAUGAUCUUCAGCACUGCUUGGUCAACAAGAUGUGUCCUAACUAUUUCAUCCCCCAGUGCAACAUGCUGGAGCAUCUCUCUGAAGAAACGGUCAUGUUACAUGCGCGGAAGCUGUCCUCAGUCCGCUCAGACCCUGCCGAACACCUUCGAACUGCCAUCGAACAUGUCAAGGCAGCCAACCGGCUAACACUAGAGCUCCAACGACGGGGCAGCACCACCAGCAUUCCCUCCCCGCAGUCAGAUGGAGGGGACACCAACCAGCCUGAUGACCGGUUAGCCAAAAAGUUGCAACAGCUAGUGACUGAGAACCCUGGGAAGUCCAUCUCAGUCUUCAUUAACCCAGAUGAUGUCACAAGGCCCCACUUCAGAAUUGAUGAUAAAUUUUUCUGAGCUUUCAUCAGUGUUUCUUGGGAUUUCUUUUUCUUUCGUUCUGUUUUUAAAAACUCCUGCACUGUGCAGGUUUUUUCUUUUAGUUUUCCUUGGUGACUUAGUCUCUUGUUUUUUACAUAUCCAGUAUAGAUUGGAUCUGUUGAGAAACAAUCUGAAUAAAUUAUAAUUCCUGGUUCUGCAGGACGGUGCAGAUUUAGAAACAGUAUAUUACUAUUUCAUAUGCUGCUUUAAGUUUUUCCACCCACCCAGCCCCAUUGUCUAUGAGUAGUUUCUAAAGGCAAAUAUGUGCCGUAAACACACAUGCCACAGUGUAAUGUAUUUUUUUUUCAAGCUUCCAUAAUUUAUGUACAUUGUUGCACCUGGGGAAGGGAAAACUCACCUUCCGUUGCUUCAGCAAUUCAAUUCUUUUUCCAUGAGCUUCCAUCACCCUAAAGAAACGAGGAGAGACUCCGGGUUGGAAAGCACUAUUGGUAAAUUGACGAGGCCAAAUCUACUGGGCUGAAGCCCAGUUCAUCUGUUCUUCACACUUCUUACACUAAGGGAGAAAGUUGACUUCAAAGAUGAUGAUGUAGCUUUUGGGGGAAAAGUUGUUUCUGUUUUGAUCUACUUUUUGAAUGUAAUUGUUCUUAACUGGACCUUGUGCAGUCCAGAGGGUUGUUUCUGCUGCUUUUCCAUGCAGAAUAAGGUUAUGGAAUGUUAGUUUUAGUGUGUGUAAUUAUUCAAAGCCUUAUUUAAAUUCUAUUAAAGAACAUACCAUUAUAAAUGUUAAUUGCACUAAUGAAAUCUCUGCCAUUACCUCAGUCCCACUGUUUGUGUUUCUUUCAUGAAUUAGCAUCUGUUAUUAGGUCUUAGGAUUGCAGAUUGCUUGAGGCCCCUUGGAUUCUUACAGUUUCAGGUGAUUUCUUGAUUGUCUGUUGUAAAAGGCUCUUCCUUGUUAGCCCUGCUACGUGUGAGAAAUCAGAUUUUUUGCAUUGACAUAUUUCUUUGGAUGCGUAUUGUGUGUUGCAGUGCAUAUUGCAUUAAUAUGUAUUGCAUGUGGUUGAAGCAGGUUCACCAUUAGAUAAGGAUGUAAUGCUAAAGCAGUGGUAUGUGCAAAGUGAAUCAGCCAGACCUCGAGCAAAGGAGCUGCCUUGCUUCUCUAAUGCAUGUAUUAGGCCUGAUCCUGUAUGGCAGUUACCAUUCCCUUGGCUCCUGUGGACUUUCUGACUUACCCUGGGACAUGCGAGAUCUUACUUUGGUAUCACAUUUUCAGAAGUUGUGUUUGUAUGUAAACUUGUGGUGCAACAGUAGCCUUGAAAAACACAUACGCUUUCCUUUUGUGUGUAGGAUAAGAUGUAUGGUAACAAGGGUUAGUCUGAGCCAAAAAUAAUUCCAAGAGUUCAAGGAUAGAUUGAAUUUUUUGUGGCUGGCUGGCCAGUGACUGAGAUUUAGGCCUUAAAUCAGCAAUUUGGGCUUACCGAUUAUCCCAGAGAAGCUGUUCUGAUCCAAACUUGAUGCAUGUUUUAAAAUGUGAUUAUUAGAGCAGGUUGAAGUAUUUUUAAAAUAUUUGACAGACAAAUGUGACGCAUAUCUAGUAAAUUCUAACAGAUAAAAAUUGUGUAUGAAAAAUGUGUCACUUUUUUAGCCCAGCCUUUCUGUUAAAGAAACCAGGCUGGUGGAGCAACACAACAGCAGCUUUGGAAACUGCUUUAUUAGAUGGCAGGGAGGUUUCAAUACUUGACCAAGUGCCCAAGUCAUGUCUUAAAACAAAACUGUGGCUCCUCCAUCUCUUGGGCAUAUUUGAAAACUUCACCCUGUUGCUGUAGCCAAGGUGUUCACAAUUACCUGAAUCUACUGGUACACACUCACAUGAACCUGAAGAAGCUCUCAGAAGUUGCUGACUAGAUGGAGUGGAUGAGGAUUUAACUUUAAAACACAAGUGGUUAGUGAUCAUGAGCCCUGGUGCAGCUGCAAUUAUGGUCCGGGGAAGGACAUGUGUUGACUUCAGUGGAAGCAGAACUGUGUCCUACCAGUGUGGCUCUGACCAAAGAUGAGUCUCCAUUUAAACCUGUGUAACCUGCCAGGGGAGGCAGGAGAACCAACUGGAAAUCCUCUCCAGAAGUGCUUGGAAAAUGCAGAUUCAUUGAAAUGGUCUUUUCCCCAGUCUUGGGACUUCUGUCUGUUGGAAAAAGAGUCUGGCCUCCAGGAUGAAGUUUCCCAUCACCACACGAGAGGGAUCUGCUCAGCACAAAGCAGCAGUAGCAUGGCAGACAGAGUCCCAGUGUCCGUGCCGGUGCUCCUGAGUUAUGCAGAAACACAGCAUUCCUCAUGCCAAUUUAACAUCCCAAUGACCAGCAGUUUGGCUAGCCCAUGUCAAGCUCUGGUGUGUGCUCCUUUUUUUGGUUUUAAUUAAAAAAAAUAUUGAAAACUA